CAACUUUAUUGGCCUCCUGCCCGCCAGCUUUAUUAUUGGGACGAUGCAGUCUUCCCCGAACCCAUUUUGGGGCGCCCAAACCUCUUAUCUCAACUUCUGCGAAGAGGACUAUGUUAUCACUCGGUUCGUGGCCGAGUUCAUCAAUACAUUCAGCAGCCUGAUCUACAUGAUAUUUGGAAUAUAUGGCUUGGUUCAACUUCGGAACAAGCAACAGGCGGGUCUCCGUCGGAUGUCCUACUGUGGCUUGAUUGGAGUCGGCCUCUGCUCUGCUGGUUACCACAUGACUCUUAAAUAUCACACACAAAUGUCGGACGAGUUGUCGAUGCAUCUGUUGACAACACCUUUGUUAUAUCGGAUUCUUACGUUUCAAGCCAGCCCGCAACGCACCAAGAUCACCGGGGCUAUUCUCCUGGUUAUGUUCACUAUUGUGAUGGUUGUCCACAUGGUCAUGGACGAGUUCGUUGUGCAUGCUGCCGGAUUUGGGCUGGCAGUAUGGUUAAUCGCAAGAUAUACGAUCAAAAUGAUUCCUGAUCAAAUCCCUGACCCUUGGUUGCGGAAAAAGAUUCAACGUUUUUCAUUCUUUGGCUGCUUCUGCUUUGUCUUUGGCUAUUGCGUGUGGCUCAUUGAUGAGUUUGCAUGUGCCAAUCUCACCCAAAUUCGACAGGUAGUCGGUCUGCCCUUGGCAUUCUUGUUCGAAUUCCAUGGAUGGUGGCAUGUAUUUACUGCGAUUGGUGGCUAUGUUGCCGUCGCGACGGUUGACCUCAUUACUUCAGGCGAAGUGCACCAAGAUCCCACCGAUAGCCUUGCCUGGCCAGCCCCUCUCAUGGCAAAGCUCGUUGAACCGAGACAAGAUUUCAUGAAACAGAAAUGAUCCAUGCAAUCAGGGUUUCCGGCAGCUCAGUUGCGCCAUCAGAUAAGACACGGUUUUCUAGGAUGAUGCUGGAACAUUCGGAGAUUUAUGUCUCCACAUCCGAACCUGCUU
Molecule: messenger RNA, 982 nt
Organism: Penicillium pulvis
Lineage: Eukaryota; Fungi; Ascomycota; Eurotiomycetes; Eurotiales; Aspergillaceae
Product: ceramidase
Exons: 7
Coding region: 44-871 (275 amino acids)
Biological process (GO): ceramide biosynthetic process; ceramide catabolic process
Cellular component (GO): endoplasmic reticulum membrane
Source: RefSeq, a predicted model, not a curated record